AUGGCAGACCACCGGGAUAAACCAUUCCGGCGAGACUCCACCAGCGAACGGGUUACCACUCCUGCCGUUUUCGCGGAGCUGUUCGUGGCGCCGCGGCCGUUCGCGGGGCGGCGGGGGAGGCGGCAGCUGGCAGCGUUGGUGUCGUGGGUGCGUCUUCAGCCCGGCGUGCGUGUGGUGCUGGUGGGGUCCCAUCCCAGCCUCCACCGCGUUGCUGCACAACACCCGGGGCGAGUGGUGGUGGAAGAGGAGGUGGAUAUGAGCCUGCACCGCGUGGCAGCGCAACUCGCGGGGCGGGGCGUGGUGGAGAAGGAGGUGGAUGCGUACGAGGGAGGAGAGAAGUCAUGGGGAGCAUUGGCGCAUGGGGUUGCGCGCAUGGGGACGGGUGCAUGGGGAGCAUUGGCGCAUGGGGUUGCGCGCAUGGGGACGGGUGCAUGGGGAGCAUUGGCGCAUGGGGUUGCGCGCAUGGGGACGGGUGCAUGGGGAGCAUUGGCGCAUGGGGUUGCGCGCAUGGGGACGGGUGCAUGGGGAGCAUUGGCGCAUGGGGUUGCGCGCAUGGGGACGGGUGCAUGGGGAGCAUUGGCGCAUGGGGUUGCGCGCAUGGGGACGGGUGCAUGGGGAGCAUUGGCGCAUGGGGUUGCGCGCAUGGGGACGGGUGCAUGGGGAGCAUUGGCGCAUGGGGUUGCGCGCAUGGGGACGGGUGCAUGGGGAGCAUUGGCGCAUGGGGUUGCGCGCAUGGGGACGGGUGCAUGGGGAGCAUUGGCGCAUGGGGUUGCGCGCAUGGGGACGGGUGCAUGGGGAGCAUUGGCGCAUGGGGUUGCGCGCAUGGGGACGGGUGCAUGGGGAGCAUUGGCGCAUGGGGUUGCGCGCAUGGGGACGGGUGCAUGGGGAGCAUUGGCGCAUGGGGUUGCGCGCAUGGGGACGGGUGCAUGGGGAGCAUUGGCGCAUGGGGUUGCGCGCAUGGGGACGGGUGCAUGGGGAGCAUUGGCGCAUGGGGUUGCGCGCAUGGGGACGGGUGCAUGGGGAGCAUUGGCGCAUGGGGUUGCGCGCAUGGGGACGGGUGCAUGGGGAGCAUUGGCGCAUGGGGUUGCGCGCAUGGGGACGGGUGCAUGGGGAGCAUUGGCGCAUGGGGUUGCGCGCAUGGGGACGGGUGCAUGGGGAGCAUUGGCGCAUGGGGUUGCGCGCAUGGGGACGGGUGCAUGGGGAGCAUUGGCGCAUGGGGUUGCGCGCAUGGGGACGGGUGCAUGGGGAGCAUUGGCGCAUGGGGUUGCGCGCAUGGGGACGGGUGCAUGGGGAGCAUUGGCGCAUGGGGUUGCGCGCAUGGGGACGGGUGCAUGGGGAGCAUUGGCGCAUGGGGUUGCGCGCAUGGGGACGGGUGCAUGGGGAGCAUUGGCGCAUGGGGUUGCGCGCAUGGGGACGGGUGCAUGGGGAGCAUUGGCGCAUGGGGUUGCGCGCAUGGGGACGGGUGCAUGGGGAGCAUUGGCGCAUGGGGUUGCGCGCAUGGGGACGGGUGCAUGGGGAGCAUUGGCGCAUGGGGUUGCGCGCAUGGGGACGGGUGCAUGGGGAGCAUUGGCGCAUGGGGUUGCGCGCAUGGGGACGGGUGCAUGGGGAGCAUUGGCGCAUGGGGUUGCGCGCAUGGGGACGGGUGCAUGGGGAGCAUUGGCGCAUGGGGUUGCGCGCAUGGGGACGGGUGCAUGGGGAGCAUUGGCGCAUGGGGUUGCGCGCAUGGGGACGGGUGCAUGGGGAGCAUUGGCGCAUGGGGUUGCGCGCAUGGGGACGGGUGCAUGGGGAGCAUUGGCGCAUGGGGUUGCGCGCAUGGGGACGGGUGCAUGGGGAGCAUUGGCGCAUGGGGUUGCGCGCAUGGGGACGGGUGCAUGGGGAGCAUUGGCGCAUGGGGUUGCGCGCAUGGGGACGGGUGCAUGGGGAGCAUUGGCGCAUGGGGUUGCGCGCAUGGGGACGGGUGCAUGGGGAGCAUUGGCGCAUGGGGUUGCGCGCAUGGGGACGGGUGCAUGGGGAGCAUUGGCGCAUGGGGUUGCGCGCAUGGGGACGGGUGCAUGGGGAGCAUUGGCGCAUGGGGUUGCGCGCAUGGGGACGGGUGCAUGGGGAGCAUUGGCGCAUGGGGUUGCGCGCAUGGGGACGGGUGCAUGGGGAGCAUUGGCGCAUGGGGUUGCGCGCAUGGGGACGGGUGCAUGGGGAGCAUUGGCGCAUGGGGUUGCGCGCAUGGGGACGGGUGCAUGGGGAGCAUUGGCGCAUGGGGUUGCGCGCAUGGGGACGGGUGCAUGGGGAGCAUUGGCGCAUGGGGUUGCGCGCAUGGGGACGGGUGCAUGGGGAGCAUUGGCGCAUGGGGUUGCGCGCAUGGGGACGGGUGCAUGGGGAGCAUUGGCGCAUGGGGUUGCGCGCAUGGGGACGGGUGCAUGGGGAGCAUUGGCGCAUGGGGUUGCGCGCAUGGGGACGGGUGCAUGGGGAGCAUUGGCGCAUGGGGUUGCGCGCAUGGGGACGGGUGCAUGGGGAGCAUUGGCGCAUGGGGUUGCGCGCAUGGGGACGGGUGCAUGGGGAGCAUUGGCGCAUGGGGUUGCGCGCAUGGGGACGGGUGCAUGGGGAGCAUUGGCGCAUGGGGUUGCGCGCAUGGGGACGGGUGCAUGGGGAGCAUUGGCGCAUGGGGUUGCGCGCAUGGGGACGGGUGCAUGGGGAGCAUUGGCGCAUGGGGUUGCGCGCAUGGGGACGGGUGCAUGGGGAGCAUUGGCGCAUGGGGUUGCGCGCAUGGGGACGGGUGCAUGGGGAGCAUUGGCGCAUGGGGUUGCGCGCAUGGGGACGGGUGCAUGGGGAGCAUUGGCGCAUGGGGUUGCGCGCAUGGGGACGGGUGCAUGGGGAGCAUUGGCGCAUGGGGUUGCGCGCAUGGGGACGGGUGCAUGGGGAGCAUUGGCGCAUGGGGUUGCGCGCAUGGGGACGGGUGCAUGGGGAGCAUUGGCGCAUGGGGUUGCGCGCAUGGGGACGGGUGCAUGGGGAGCAUUGGCGCAUGGGGUUGCGCGCAUGGGGACGGGUGCAUGGGGAGCAUUGGCGCAUGGGGUUGCGCGCAUGGGGACGGGUGCAUGGGGAGCAUUGGCGCAUGGGGUUGCGCGCAUGGGGACGGGUGCAUGGGGAGCAUUGGCGCAUGGGGUUGCGCGCAUGGGGACGGGUGCAUGGGGAGCAUUGGCGCAUGGGGUUGCGCGCAUGGGGACGGGUGCAUGGGGAGCAUUGGCGCAUGGGGUUGCGCGCAUGGGGACGGGUGCAUGGGGAGCAUUGGCGCAUGGGGUUGCGCGCAUGGGGACGGGUGCAUGGGGAGCAUUGGCGCAUGGGGUUGCGCGCAUGGGGACGGGUGCAUGGGGAGCAUUGGCGCAUGGGGUUGCGCGCAUGGGGACGGGUGCAUGGGGAGCAUUGGCGCAUGGGGUUGCGCGCAUGGGGACGGGUGCAUGGGGAGCAUUGGCGCAUGGGGUUGCGCGCAUGGGGACGGGUGCAUGGGGAGCAUUGGCGCAUGGGGUUGCGCGCAUGGGGACGGGUGCAUGGGGAGCAUUGGCGCAUGGGGUUGCGCGCAUGGGGACGGGUGCAUGGGGAGCAUUGGCGCAUGGGGUUGCGCGCAUGGGGACGGGUGCAUGGGGAGCAUUGGCGCAUGGGGUUGCGCGCAUGGGGACGGGUGCAUGGGGAGCAUUGGCGCAUGGGGUUGCGCGCAUGGGGACGGGUGCAUGGGGAGCAUUGGCGCAUGGGGUUGCGCGCAUGGGGACGGGUGCAUGGGGAGCAUUGGCGCAUGGGGUUGCGCGCAUGGGGACGGGUGCAUGGGGAGCAUUGGCGCAUGGGGUUGCGCGCAUGGGGACGGGUGCAUGGGGAGCAUUGGCGCAUGGGGUUGCGCGCAUGGGGACGGGUGCAUGGGGAGCAUUGGCGCAUGGGGUUGCGCGCAUGGGGACGGGUGCAUGGGGAGCAUUGGCGCAUGGGGUUGCGCGCAUGGGGACGGGUGCAUGGGGAGCAUUGGCGCAUGGGGUUGCGCGCAUGGGGACGGGUGCAUGGGGAGCAUUGGCGCAUGGGGUUGCGCGCAUGGGGACGGGUGCAUGGGGAGCAUUGGCGCAUGGGGUUGCGCGCAUGGGGACGGGUGCAUGGGGAGCAUUGGCGCAUGGGGUUGCGCGCAUGGGGACGGGUGCAUGGGGAGCAUUGGCGCAUGGGGUUGCGCGCAUGGGGACGGGUGCAUGGGGAGCAUUGGCGCAUGGGGUUGCGCGCAUGGGGACGGGUGCAUGGGGAGCAUUGGCGCAUGGGGUUGCGCGCAUGGGGACGGGUGCAUGGGGAGCAUUGGCGCAUGGGGUUGCGCGCAUGGGGACGGGUGCAUGGGGAGCAUUGGCGCAUGGGGUUGCGCGCAUGGGGACGGGUGCAUGGGGAGCAUUGGCGCAUGGGGUUGCGCGCAUGGGGACGGGUGCAUGGGGAGCAUUGGCGCAUGGGGUUGCGCGCAUGGGGACGGGUGCAUGGGGAGCAUUGGCGCAUGGGGUUGCGCGCAUGGGGACGGGUGCAUGGGGAGCAUUGGCGCAUGGGGUUGCGCGCAUGGGGACGGGUGCAUGGGGAGCAUUGGCGCAUGGGGUUGCGCGCAUGGGGACGGGUGCAUGGGGAGCAUUGGCGCAUGGGGUUGCGCGCAUGGGGACGGGUGCAUGGGGAGCAUUGGCGCAUGGGGUUGCGCGCAUGGGGACGGGUGCAUGGGGAGCAUUGGCGCAUGGGGUUGCGCGCAUGGGGACGGGUGCAUGGGGAGCAUUGGCGCAUGGGGUUGCGCGCAUGGGGACGGGUGCAUGGGGAGCAUUGGCGCAUGGGGUUGCGCGCAUGGGGACGGGUGCAUGGGGAGCAUUGGCGCAUGGGGUUGCGCGCAUGGGGACGGGUGCAUGGGGAGCAUUGGCGCAUGGGGUUGCGCGCAUGGGGACGGGUGCAUGGGGAGCAUUGGCGCAUGGGGUUGCGCGCAUGGGGACGGGUGCAUGGGGAGCAUUGGCGCAUGGGGUUGCGCGCAUGGGGACGGGUGCAUGGGGAGCAUUGGCGCAUGGGGUUGCGCGCAUGGGGACGGGUGCAUGGGGAGCAUUGGCGCAUGGGGUUGCGCGCAUGGGGACGGGUGCAUGGGGAGCAUUGGCGCAUGGGGUUGCGCGCAUGGGGACGGGUGCAUGGGGAGCAUUGGCGCAUGGGGUUGCGCGCAUGGGGACGGGUGCAUGGGGAGCAUUGGCGCAUGGGGUUGCGCGCAUGGGGACGGGUGCAUGGGGAGCAUUGGCGCAUGGGGUUGCGCGCAUGGGGACGGGUGCAUGGGGAGCAUUGGCGCAUGGGGUUGCGCGCAUGGGGACGGGUGCAUGGGGAGCAUUGGCGCAUGGGGUUGCGCGCAUGGGGACGGGUGCAUGGGGAGCAUUGGCGCAUGGGGUUGCGCGCAUGGGGACGGGUGCAUGGGGAGCAUUGGCGCAUGGGGUUGCGCGCAUGGGGACGGGUGCAUGGGGAGCAUUGGCGCAUGGGGUUGCGCGCAUGGGGACGGGUGCAUGGGGAGCAUUGGCGCAUGGGGUUGCGCGCAUGGGGACGGGUGCAUGGGGAGCAUUGGCGCAUGGGGUUGCGCGCAUGGGGACGGGUGCAUGGGGAGCAUUGGCGCAUGGGGUUGCGCGCAUGGGGACGGGUGCAUGGGGAGCAUUGGCGCAUGGGGUUGCGCGCAUGGGGACGGGUGCAUGGGGAGCAUUGGCGCAUGGGGUUGCGCGCAUGGGGACGGGUGCAUGGGGAGCAUUGGCGCAUGGGGUUGCGCGCAUGGGGACGGGUGCAUGGGGAGCAUUGGCGCAUGGGGUUGCGCGCAUGGGGACGGGUGCAUGGGGAGCAUUGGCGCAUGGGGUUGCGCGCAUGGGGACGGGUGCAUGGGGAGCAUUGGCGCAUGGGGUUGCGCGCAUGGGGACGGGUGCAUGGGGAGCAUUGGCGCAUGGGGUUGCGCGCAUGGGGACGGGUGCAUGGGGAGCAUUGGCGCAUGGGGUUGCGCGCAUGGGGACGGCAUUGGCGCAUGGGGUUGCGCGCAUGGGGACGGGUGCAUGGGGAGCAUUGGCGCAUGGGGUUGCGCGCAUGGGGACGGGUGCAUGGGGAGCAUUGGCGCAUGGGGUUGCGCGCAUGGGGACGGGUGCAUGGGGAGCAUUGGCGCAUGGGGUUGCGCGCAUGGGGACGGGUGCAUGGGGAGCAUUGGCGCAUGGGGUUGCGCGCAUGGGGACGGGUGCAUGGGGAGCAUUGGCGCAUGGGGUUGCGCGCAUGGGGACGGGUGCAUGGGGAGCAUUGGCGCAUGGGGUUGCGCGCAUGGGGACGGGUGCAUGGGGAGCAUUGGCGCAUGGGGUUGCGCGCAUGGGGACGGGUGCAUGGGGAGCAUUGGCGCAUGGGGUUGCGCGCAUGGGGACGGGUGCAUGGGGAGCAUUGGCGCAUGGGGUUGCGCGCAUGGGGACGGGUGCAUGGGGAGCAUUGGCGCAUGGGGUUGCGCGCAUGGGGACGGGUGCAUGGGGAGCAUUGGCGCAUGGGGUUGCGCGCAUGGGGACGGGUGCAUGGGGAGCAUUGGCGCAUGGGGUUGCGCGCAUGGGGACGGGUGCAUGGGGAGCAUUGGCGCAUGGGGUUGCGCGCAUGGGGACGGGUGCAUGGGGAGCAUUGGCGCAUGGGGUUGCGCGCAUGGGGACGGGUGCAUGGGGAGCAUUGGCGCAUGGGGUUGCGCGCAUGGGGACGGGUGCAUGGGGAGCAUUGGCGCAUGGGGUUGCGCGCAUGGGGACGGGUGCAUGGGGAGCAUUGGCGCAUGGGGUUGCGCGCAUGGGGACGGGUGCAUGGGGAGCAUUGGCGCAUGGGGUUGCGCGCAUGGGGACGGGUGCAUGGGGAGCAUUGGCGCAUGGGGUUGCGCGCAUGGGGACGGGUGCAUGGGGAGCAUUGGCGCAUGGGGUUGCGCGCAUGGGGACGGGUGCAUGGGGAGCAUUGGCGCAUGGGGUUGCGCGCAUGGGGACGGGUGCAUGGGGAGCAUUGGCGCAUGGGGUUGCGCGCAUGGGGACGGGUGCAUGGGGAGCAUUGGCGCAUGGGGUUGCGCGCAUGGGGACGGGUGCAUGGGGAGCAUUGGCGCAUGGGGUUGCGCGCAUGGGGACGGGUGCAUGGGGAGCAUUGGCGCAUGGGGUUGCGCGCAUGGGGACGGGUGCAUGGGGAGCAUUGGCGCAUGGGGUUGCGCGCAUGGGGACGGGUGCAUGGGGAGCAUUGGCGCAUGGGGUUGCGCGCAUGGGGACGGGUGCAUGGGGAGCAUUGGCGCAUGGGGUUGCGCGCAUGGGGACGGGUGCAUGGGGAGCAUUGGCGCAUGGGGUUGCGCGCAUGGGGACGGGUGCAUGGGGAGCAUUGGCGCAUGGGGUUGCGCGCAUGGGGACGGGUGCAUGGGGAGCAUUGGCGCAUGGGGUUGCGCGCAUGGGGACGGGUGCAUGGGGAGCAUUGGCGCAUGGGGUUGCGCGCAUGGGGACGGGUGCAUGGGGAGCAUUGGCGCAUGGGGUUGCGCGCAUGGGGACGGGUGCAUGGGGAGCAUUGGCGCAUGGGGUUGCGCGCAUGGGGACGGGUGCAUGGGGAGCAUUGGCGCAUGGGGUUGCGCGCAUGGGGACGGGUGCAUGGGGAGCAUUGGCGCAUGGGGUUGCGCGCAUGGGGACGGGUGCAUGGGGAGCAUUGGCGCAUGGGGUUGCGCGCAUGGGGACGGGUGCAUGGGGAGCAUUGGCGCAUGGGGUUGCGCGCAUGGGGACGGGUGCAUGGGGAGCAUUGGCGCAUGGGGUUGCGCGCAUGGGGACGGGUGCAUGGGGAGCAUUGGCGCAUGGGGUUGCGCGCAUGGGGACGGGUGCAUGGGGAGCAUUGGCGCAUGGGGUUGCGCGCAUGGGGACGGGUGCAUGGGGAGCAUUGGCGCAUGGGGUUGCGCGCAUGGGGACGGGUGCAUGGGGAGCAUUGGCGCAUGGGGUUGCGCGCAUGGGGACGGGUGCAUGGGGAGCAUUGGCGCAUGGGGUUGCGCGCAUGGGGACGGGUGCAUGGGGAGCAUUGGCGCAUGGGGUUGCGCGCAUGGGGACGGGUGCAUGGGGAGCAUUGGCGCAUGGGGUUGCGCGCAUGGGGACGGGUGCAUGGGGAGCAUUGGCGCAUGGGGUUGCGCGCAUGGGGACGGGUGCAUGGGGAGCAUUGGCGCAUGGGGUUGCGCGCAUGGGGACGGGUGCAUGGGGAGCAUUGGCGCAUGGGGUUGCGCGCAUGGGGACGGGUGCAUGGGGAGCAUUGGCGCAUGGGGUUGCGCGCAUGGGGACGGGUGCAUGGGGAGCAUUGGCGCAUGGGGUUGCGCGCAUGGGGACGGGUGCAUGGGGAGCAUUGGCGCAUGGGGUUGCGCGCAUGGGGACGGGUGCAUGGGGAGCAUUGGCGCAUGGGGUUGCGCGCAUGGGGACGGGUGCAUGGGGAGCAUUGGCGCAUGGGGUUGCGCGCAUGGGGACGGGUGCAUGGGGAGCAUUGGCGCAUGGGGUUGCGCGCAUGGGGACGGGUGCAUGGGGAGCAUUGGCGCAUGGGGUUGCGCGCAUGGGGACGGGUGCAUGGGGAGCAUUGGCGCAUGGGGUUGCGCGCAUGGGGACGGGUGCAUGGGGAGCAUUGGCGCAUGGGGUUGCGCGCAUGGGGACGGGUGCAUGGGGAGCAUUGGCGCAUGGGGUUGCGCGCAUGGGGACGGGUGCAUGGGGAGCAUUGGCGCAUGGGGUUGCGCGCAUGGGGACGGGUGCAUGGGGAGCAUUGGCGCAUGGGGUUGCGCGCAUGGGGACGGGUGCAUGGGGAGCAUUGGCGCAUGGGGUUGCGCGCAUGGGGACGGGUGCAUGGGGAGCAUUGGCGCAUGGGGUUGCGCGCAUGGGGACGGGUGCAUGGGGAGCAUUGGCGCAUGGGGUUGCGCGCAUGGGGACGGGUGCAUGGGGAGCAUUGGCGCAUGGGGUUGCGCGCAUGGGGACGGGUGCAUGGGGAGCAUUGGCGCAUGGGGUUGCGCGCAUGGGGACGGGUGCAUGGGGAGCAUUGGCGCAUGGGGUUGCGCGCAUGGGGACGGGUGCAUGGGGAGCAUUGGCGCAUGGGGUUGCGCGCAUGGGGACGGGUGCAUGGGGAGCAUUGGCGCAUGGGGUUGCGCGCAUGGGGACGGGUGCAUGGGGAGCAUUGGCGCAUGGGGUUGCGCGCAUGGGGACGGGUGCAUGGGGAGCAUUGGCGCAUGGGGUUGCGCGCAUGGGGACGGGUGCAUGGGGAGCAUUGGCGCAUGGGGUUGCGCGCAUGGGGACGGGUGCAUGGGGAGCAUUGGCGCAUGGGGUUGCGCGCAUGGGGACGGGUGCAUGGGGAGCAUUGGCGCAUGGGGUUGCGCGCAUGGGGACGGGUGCAUGGGGAGCAUUGGCGCAUGGGGUUGCGCGCAUGGGGACGGGUGCAUGGGGAGCAUUGGCGCAUGGGGUUGCGCGCAUGGGGACGGGUGCAUGGGGAGCAUUGGCGCAUGGGGUUGCGCGCAUGGGGACGGGUGCAUGGGGAGCAUUGGCGCAUGGGGUUGCGCGCAUGGGGACGGGUGCAUGGGGAGCAUUGGCGCAUGGGGUUGCGCGCAUGGGGACGGGUGCAUGGGGAGCAUUGGCGCAUGGGGUUGCGCGCAUGGGGACGGGUGCAUGGGGAGCAUUGGCGCAUGGGGUUGCGCGCAUGGGGACGGGUGCAUGGGGAGCAUUGGCGCAUGGGGUUGCGCGCAUGGGGACGGGUGCAUGGGGAGCAUUGGCGCAUGGGGUUGCGCGCAUGGGGACGGGUGCAUGGGGAGCAUUGGCGCAUGGGGUUGCGCGCAUGGGGACGGGUGCAUGGGGAGCAUUGGCGCAUGGGGUUGCGCGCAUGGGGACGGGUGCAUGGGGAGCAUUGGCGCAUGGGGUUGCGCGCAUGGGGACGGGUGCAUGGGGAGCAUUGGCGCAUGGGGUUGCGCGCAUGGGGACGGGUGCAUGGGGAGCAUUGGCGCAUGGGGUUGCGCGCAUGGGGACGGGUGCAUGGGGAGCAUUGGCGCAUGGGGUUGCGCGCAUGGGGACGGGUGCAUGGGGAGCAUUGGCGCAUGGGGUUGCGCGCAUGGGGACGGGUGCAUGGGGAGCAUUGGCGCAUGGGGUUGCGCGCAUGGGGACGGGUGCAUGGGGAGCAUUGGCGCAUGGGGUUGCGCGCAUGGGGACGGGUGCAUGGGGAGCAUUGGCGCAUGGGGUUGCGCGCAUGGGGACGGGUGCAUGGGGAGCAUUGGCGCAUGGGGUUGCGCGCAUGGGGACGGGUGCAUGGGGAGCAUUGGCGCAUGGGGUUGCGCGCAUGGGGACGGGUGCAUGGGGAGCAUUGGCGCAUGGGGUUGCGCGCAUGGGGACGGGUGCAUGGGGAGCAUUGGCGCAUGGGGUUGCGCGCAUGGGGACGGGUGCAUGGGGAGCAUUGGCGCAUGGGGUUGCGCGCAUGGGGACGGGUGCAUGGGGAGCAUUGGCGCAUGGGGUUGCGCGCAUGGGGACGGGUGCAUGGGGAGCAUUGGCGCAUGGGGUUGCGCGCAUGGGGACGGGUGCAUGGGGAGCAUUGGCGCAUGGGGUUGCGCGCAUGGGGACGGGUGCAUGGGGAGCAUUGGCGCAUGGGGUUGCGCGCAUGGGGACGGGUGCAUGGGGAGCAUUGGCGCAUGGGGUUGCGCGCAUGGGGACGGGUGCAUGGGGAGCAUUGGCGCAUGGGGUUGCGCGCAUGGGGACGGGUGCAUGGGGAGCAUUGGCGCAUGGGGUUGCGCGCAUGGGGACGGGUGCAUGGGGAGCAUUGGCGCAUGGGGUUGCGCGCAUGGGGACGGGUGCAUGGGGAGCAUUGGCGCAUGGGGUUGCGCGCAUGGGGACGGGUGCAUGGGGAGCAUUGGCGCAUGGGGUUGCGCGCAUGGGGACGGGUGCAUGGGGAGCAUUGGCGCAUGGGGUUGCGCGCAUGGGGACGGGUGCAUGGGGAGCAUUGGCGCAUGGGGUUGCGCGCAUGGGGACGGGUGCAUGGGGAGCAUUGGCGCAUGGGGUUGCGCGCAUGGGGACGGGUGCAUGGGGAGCAUUGGCGCAUGGGGUUGCGCGCAUGGGGACGGGUGCAUGGGGAGCAUUGGCGCAUGGGGUUGCGCGCAUGGGGACGGGUGCAUGGGGAGCAUUGGCGCAUGGGGUUGCGCGCAUGGGGACGGGUGCAUGGGGAGCAUUGGCGCAUGGGGUUGCGCGCAUGGGGACGGGUGCAUGGGGAGCAUUGGCGCAUGGGGUUGCGCGCAUGGGGACGGGUGCAUGGGGAGCAUUGGCGCAUGGGGUUGCGCGCAUGGGGACGGGUGCAUGGGGAGCAUUGGCGCAUGGGGUUGCGCGCAUGGGGACGGGUGCAUGGGGAGCAUUGGCGCAUGGGGUUGCGCGCAUGGGGACGGGUGCAUGGGGAGCAUUGGCGCAUGGGGUUGCGCGCAUGGGGACGGGUGCAUGGGGAGCAUUGGCGCAUGGGGUUGCGCGCAUGGGGACGGGUGCAUGGGGAGCAUUGGCGCAUGGGGUUGCGCGCAUGGGGACGGGUGCAUGGGGAGCAUUGGCGCAUGGGGUUGCGCGCAUGGGGACGGGUGCAUGGGGAGCAUUGGCGCAUGGGGUUGCGCGCAUGGGGACGGGUGCAUGGGGAGCAUUGGCGCAUGGGGUUGCGCGCAUGGGGACGGGUGCAUGGGGAGCAUUGGCGCAUGGGGUUGCGCGCAUGGGGACGGGUGCAUGGGGAGCAUUGGCGCAUGGGGUUGCGCGCAUGGGGACGGGUGCAUGGGGAGCAUUGGCGCAUGGGGUUGCGCGCAUGGGGACGGGUGCAUGGGGAGCAUUGGCGCAUGGGGUUGCGCGCAUGGGGACGGGUGCAUGGGGAGCAUUGGCGCAUGGGGUUGCGCGCAUGGGGACGGGUGCAUGGGGAGCAUUGGCGCAUGGGGUUGCGCGCAUGGGGACGGGUGCAUGGGGAGCAUUGGCGCAUGGGGUUGCGCGCAUGGGGACGGGUGCAUGGGGAGCAUUGGCGCAUGGGGUUGCGCGCAUGGGGACGGGUGCAUGGGGAGCAUUGGCGCAUGGGGUUGCGCGCAUGGGGACGGGUGCAUGGGGAGCAUUGGCGCAUGGGGUUGCGCGCAUGGGGACGGGUGCAUGGGGAGCAUUGGCGCAUGGGGUUGCGCGCAUGGGGACGGGUGCAUGGGGAGCAUUGGCGCAUGGGGUUGCGCGCAUGGGGACGGGUGCAUGGGGAGCAUUGGCGCAUGGGGUUGCGCGCAUGGGGACGGGUGCAUGGGGAGCAUUGGCGCAUGGGGUUGCGCGCAUGGGGACGGGUGCAUGGGGAGCAUUGGCGCAUGGGGUUGCGCGCAUGGGGACGGGUGCAUGGGGAGCAUUGGCGCAUGGGGUUGCGCGCAUGGGGACGGGUGCAUGGGGAGCAUUGGCGCAUGGGGUUGCGCGCAUGGGGACGGGUGCAUGGGGAGCAUUGGCGCAUGGGGUUGCGCGCAUGGGGACGGGUGCAUGGGGAGCAUUGGCGCAUGGGGUUGCGCGCAUGGGGACGGGUGCAUGGGGAGCAUUGGCGCAUGGGGUUGCGCGCAUGGGGACGGGUGCAUGGGGAGCAUUGGCGCAUGGGGUUGCGCGCAUGGGGACGGGUGCAUGGGGAGCAUUGGCGCAUGGGGUUGCGCGCAUGGGGACGGGUGCAUGGGGAGCAUUGGCGCAUGGGGUUGCGCGCAUGGGGACGGGUGCAUGGGGAGCAUUGGCGCAUGGGGUUGCGCGCAUGGGGACGGGUGCAUGGGGAGCAUUGGCGCAUGGGGUUGCGCGCAUGGGGACGGGUGCAUGGGGAGCAUUGGCGCAUGGGGUUGCGCGCAUGGGGACGGGUGCAUGGGGAGCAUUGGCGCAUGGGGUUGCGCGCAUGGGGACGGGUGCAUGGGGAGCAUUGGCGCAUGGGGUUGCGCGCAUGGGGACGGGUGCAUGGGGAGCAUUGGCGCAUGGGGUUGCGCGCAUGGGGACGGGUGCAUGGGGAGCAUUGGCGCAUGGGGUUGCGCGCAUGGGGACGGGUGCAUGGGGAGCAUUGGCGCAUGGGGUUGCGCGCAUGGGGACGGGUGCAUGGGGAGCAUUGGCGCAUGGGGUUGCGCGCAUGGGGACGGGUGCAUGGGGAGCAUUGGCGCAUGGGGUUGCGCGCAUGGGGACGGGUGCAUGGGGAGCAUUGGCGCAUGGGGUUGCGCGCAUGGGGACGGGUGCAUGGGGAGCAUUGGCGCAUGGGGUUGCGCGCAUGGGGACGGGUGCAUGGGGAGCAUUGGCGCAUGGGGUUGCGCGCAUGGGGACGGGUGCAUGGGGAGCAUUGGCGCAUGGGGUUGCGCGCAUGGGGACGGGUGCAUGGGGAGCAUUGGCGCAUGGGGUUGCGCGCAUGGGGACGGGUGCAUGGGGAGCAUUGGCGCAUGGGGUUGCGCGCAUGGGGACGGGUGCAUGGGGAGCAUUGGCGCAUGGGGUUGCGCGCAUGGGGACGGGUGCAUGGGGAGCAUUGGCGCAUGGGGUUGCGCGCAUGGGGACGGGUGCAUGGGGAGCAUUGGCGCAUGGGGUUGCGCGCAUGGGGACGGGUGCAUGGGGAGCAUUGGCGCAUGGGGUUGCGCGCAUGGGGACGGGUGCAUGGGGAGCAUUGGCGCAUGGGGUUGCGCGCAUGGGGACGGGUGCAUGGGGAGCAUUGGCGCAUGGGGUUGCGCGCAUGGGGACGGGUGCAUGGGGAGCAUUGGCGCAUGGGGUUGCGCGCAUGGGGACGGGUGCAUGGGGAGCAUUGGCGCAUGGGGUUGCGCGCAUGGGGACGGGUGCAUGGGGAGCAUUGGCGCAUGGGGUUGCGCGCAUGGGGACGGGUGCAUGGGGAGCAUUGGCGCAUGGGGUUGCGCGCAUGGGGACGGGUGCAUGGGGAGCAUUGGCGCAUGGGGUUGCGCGCAUGGGGACGGGUGCAUGGGGAGCAUUGGCGCAUGGGGUUGCGCGCAUGGGGACGGGUGCAUGGGGAGCAUUGGCGCAUGGGGUUGCGCGCAUGGGGACGGGUGCAUGGGGAGCAUUGGCGCAUGGGGUUGCGCGCAUGGGGACGGGUGCAUGGGGAGCAUUGGCGCAUGGGGUUGCGCGCAUGGGGACGGGUGCAUGGGGAGCAUUGGCGCAUGGGGUUGCGCGCAUGGGGACGGGUGCAUGGGGAGCAUUGGCGCAUGGGGUUGCGCGCAUGGGGACGGGUGCAUGGGGAGCAUUGGCGCAUGGGGUUGCGCGCAUGGGGACGGGUGCAUGGGGAGCAUUGGCGCAUGGGGUUGCGCGCAUGGGGACGGGUGCAUGGGGAGCAUUGGCGCAUGGGGUUGCGCGCAUGGGGACGGGUGCAUGGGGAGCAUUGGCGCAUGGGGUUGCGCGCAUGGGGACGGGUGCAUGGGGAGCAUUGGCGCAUGGGGUUGCGCGCAUGGGGACGGGUGCAUGGGGAGCAUUGGCGCAUGGGGUUGCGCGCAUGGGGACGGGUGCAUGGGGAGCAUUGGCGCAUGGGGUUGCGCGCAUGGGGACGGGUGCAUGGGGAGCAUUGGCGCAUGGGGUUGCGCGCAUGGGGACGGGUGCAUGGGGAGCAUUGGCGCAUGGGGUUGCGCGCAUGGGGACGGGUGCAUGGGGAGCAUUGGCGCAUGGGGUUGCGCGCAUGGGGACGGGUGCAUGGGGAGCAUUGGCGCAUGGGGUUGCGCGCAUGGGGACGGGUGCAUGGGGAGCAUUGGCGCAUGGGGUUGCGCGCAUGGGGACGGGUGCAUGGGGAGCAUUGGCGCAUGGGGUUGCGCGCAUGGGGACGGGUGCAUGGGGAGCAUUGGCGCAUGGGGUUGCGCGCAUGGGGACGGGUGCAUGGGGAGCAUUGGCGCAUGGGGUUGCGCGCAUGGGGACGGGUGCAUGGGGAGCAUUGGCGCAUGGGGUUGCGCGCAUGGGGACGGGUGCAUGGGGAGCAUUGGCGCAUGGGGUUGCGCGCAUGGGGACGGGUGCAUGGGGAGCAUUGGCGCAUGGGGUUGCGCGCAUGGGGACGGGUGCAUGGGGAGCAUUGGCGCAUGGGGUUGCGCGCAUGGGGACGGGUGCAUGGGGAGCAUUGGCGCAUGGGGUUGCGCGCAUGGGGACGGGUGCAUGGGGAGCAUUGGCGCAUGGGGUUGCGCGCAUGGGGACGGGUGCAUGGGGAGCAUUGGCGCAUGGGGUUGCGCGCAUGGGGACGGGUGCAUGGGGAGCAUUGGCGCAUGGGGUUGCGCGCAUGGGGACGGGUGCAUGGGGAGCAUUGGCGCAUGGGGUUGCGCGCAUGGGGACGGGUGCAUGGGGAGCAUUGGCGCAUGGGGUUGCGCGCAUGGGGACGGGUGCAUGGGGAGCAUUGGCGCAUGGGGUUGCGCGCAUGGGGACGGGUGCAUGGGGAGCAUUGGCGCAUGGGGUUGCGCGCAUGGGGACGGGUGCAUGGGGAGCAUUGGCGCAUGGGGUUGCGCGCAUGGGGACGGGUGCAUGGGGAGCAUUGGCGCAUGGGGUUGCGCGCAUGGGGACGGGUGCAUGGGGAGCAUUGGCGCAUGGGGUUGCGCGCAUGGGGACGGGUGCAUGGGGAGCAUUGGCGCAUGGGGUUGCGCGCAUGGGGACGGGUGCAUGGGGAGCAUUGGCGCAUGGGGUUGCGCGCAUGGGGACGGGUGCAUGGGGAGCAUUGGCGCAUGGGGUUGCGCGCAUGGGGACGGGUGCAUGGGGAGCAUUGGCGCAUGGGGUUGCGCGCAUGGGGACGGGUGCAUGGGGAGCAUUGGCGCAUGGGGUUGCGCGCAUGGGGACGGGUGCAUGGGGAGCAUUGGCGCAUGGGGUUGCGCGCAUGGGGACGGGUGCAUGGGGAGCAUUGGCGCAUGGGGUUGCGCGCAUGGGGACGGGUGCAUGGGGAGCAUUGGCGCAUGGGGUUGCGCGCAUGGGGACGGGUGCAUGGGGAGCAUUGGCGCAUGGGGUUGCGCGCAUGGGGACGGGUGCAUGGGGAGCAUUGGCGCAUGGGGUUGCGCGCAUGGGGACGGGUGCAUGGGGAGCAUUGGCGCAUGGGGUUGCGCGCAUGGGGACGGGUGCAUGGGGAGCAUUGGCGCAUGGGGUUGCGCGCAUGGGGACGGGUGCAUGGGGAGCAUUGGCGCAUGGGGUUGCGCGCAUGGGGACGGGUGCAUGGGGAGCAUUGGCGCAUGGGGUUGCGCGCAUGGGGACGGGUGCAUGGGGAGCAUUGGCGCAUGGGGUUGCGCGCAUGGGGACGGGUGCAUGGGGAGCAUUGGCGCAUGGGGUUGCGCGCAUGGGGACGGGUGCAUGGGGAGCAUUGGCGCAUGGGGUUGCGCGCAUGGGGACGGGUGCAUGGGGAGCAUUGGCGCAUGGGGUUGCGCGCAUGGGGACGGGUGCAUGGGGAGCAUUGGCGCAUGGGGUUGCGCGCAUGGGGACGGGUGCAUGGGGAGCAUUGGCGCAUGGGGUUGCGCGCAUGGGGACGGGUGCAUGGGGAGCAUUGGCGCAUGGGGUUGCGCGCAUGGGGACGGGUGCAUGGGGAGCAUUGGCGCAUGGGGUUGCGCGCAUGGGGACGGGUGCAUGGGGAGCAUUGGCGCAUGGGGUUGCGCGCAUGGGGACGGGUGCAUGGGGAGCAUUGGCGCAUGGGGUUGCGCGCAUGGGGACGGGUGCAUGGGGAGCAUUGGCGCAUGGGGUUGCGCGCAUGGGGACGGGUGCAUGGGGAGCAUUGGCGCAUGGGGUUGCGCGCAUGGGGACGGGUGCAUGGGGAGCAUUGGCGCAUGGGGUUGCGCGCAUGGGGACGGGUGCAUGGGGAGCAUUGGCGCAUGGGGUUGCGCGCAUGGGGACGGGUGCAUGGGGAGCAUUGGCGCAUGGGGUUGCGCGCAUGGGGACGGGUGCAUGGGGAGCAUUGGCGCAUGGGGUUGCGCGCAUGGGGACGGGUGCAUGGGGAGCAUUGGCGCAUGGGGUUGCGCGCAUGGGGACGGGUGCAUGGGGAGCAUUGGCGCAUGGGGUUGCGCGCAUGGGGACGGGUGCAUGGGGAGCAUUGGCGCAUGGGGUUGCGCGCAUGGGGACGGGUGCAUGGGGAGCAUUGGCGCAUGGGGUUGCGCGCAUGGGGACGGGUGCAUGGGGAGCAUUGGCGCAUGGGGUUGCGCGCAUGGGGACGGGUGCAUGGGGAGCAUUGGCGCAUGGGGUUGCGCGCAUGGGGACGGGUGCAUGGGGAGCAUUGGCGCAUGGGGUUGCGCGCAUGGGGACGGGUGCAUGGGGAGCAUUGGCGCAUGGGGUUGCGCGCAUGGGGACGGGUGCAUGGGGAGCAUUGGCGCAUGGGGUUGCGCGCAUGGGGACGGGUGCAUGGGGAGCAUUGGCGCAUGGGGUUGCGCGCAUGGGGACGGGUGCAUGGGGAGCAUUGGCGCAUGGGGUUGCGCGCAUGGGGACGGGUGCAUGGGGAGCAUUGGCGCAUGGGGUUGCGCGCAUGGGGACGGGUGCAUGGGGAGCAUUGGCGCAUGGGGUUGCGCGCAUGGGGACGGGUGCAUGGGGAGCAUUGGCGCAUGGGGUUGCGCGCAUGGGGACGGGUGCAUGGGGAGCAUUGGCGCAUGGGGUUGCGCGCAUGGGGACGGGUGCAUGGGGAGCAUUGGCGCAUGGGGUUGCGCGCAUGGGGACGGGUGCAUGGGGAGCAUUGGCGCAUGGGGUUGCGCGCAUGGGGACGGGUGCAUGGGGAGCAUUGGCGCAUGGGGUUGCGCGCAUGGGGACGGGUGCAUGGGGAGCAUUGGCGCAUGGGGUUGCGCGCAUGGGGACGGGUGCAUGGGGAGCAUUGGCGCAUGGGGUUGCGCGCAUGGGGACGGGUGCAUGGGGAGCAUUGGCGCAUGGGGUUGCGCGCAUGGGGACGGGUGCAUGGGGAGCAUUGGCGCAUGGGGUUGCGCGCAUGGGGACGGGUGCAUGGGGAGCAUUGGCGCAUGGGGUUGCGCGCAUGGGGACGGGUGCAUGGGGAGCAUUGGCGCAUGGGGUUGCGCGCAUGGGGACGGGUGCAUGGGGAGCAUUGGCGCAUGGGGUUGCGCGCAUGGGGACGGGUGCAUGGGGAGCAUUGGCGCAUGGGGUUGCGCGCAUGGGGACGGGUGCAUGGGGAGCAUUGGCGCAUGGGGUUGCGCGCAUGGGGACGGGUGCAUGGGGAGCAUUGGCGCAUGGGGUUGCGCGCAUGGGGACGGGUGCAUGGGGAGCAUUGGCGCAUGGGGUUGCGCGCAUGGGGACGGGUGCAUGGGGAGCAUUGGCGCAUGGGGUUGCGCGCAUGGGGACGGGUGCAUGGGGAGCAUUGGCGCAUGGGGUUGCGCGCAUGGGGACGGGUGCAUGGGGAGCAUUGGCGCAUGGGGUUGCGCGCAUGGGGACGGGUGCAUGGGGAGCAUUGGCGCAUGGGGUUGCGCGCAUGGGGACGGGUGCAUGGGGAGCAUUGGCGCAUGGGGUUGCGCGCAUGGGGACGGGUGCAUGGGGAGCAUUGGCGCAUGGGGUUGCGCGCAUGGGGACGGGUGCAUGGGGAGCAUUGGCGCAUGGGGUUGCGCGCAUGGGGACGGGUGCAUGGGGAGCAUUGGCGCAUGGGGUUGCGCGCAUGGGGACGGGUGCAUGGGGAGCAUUGGCGCAUGGGGUUGCGCGCAUGGGGACGGGUGCAUGGGGAGCAUUGGCGCAUGGGGUUGCGCGCAUGGGGACGGGUGCAUGGGGAGCAUUGGCGCAUGGGGUUGCGCGCAUGGGGACGGGUGCAUGGGGAGCAUUGGCGCAUGGGGUUGCGCGCAUGGGGACGGGUGCAUGGGGAGCAUUGGCGCAUGGGGUUGCGCGCAUGGGGACGGGUGCAUGGGGAGCAUUGGCGCAUGGGGUUGCGCGCAUGGGGACGGGUGCAUGGGGAGCAUUGGCGCAUGGGGUUGCGCGCAUGGGGACGGGUGCAUGGGGAGCAUUGGCGCAUGGGGUUGCGCGCAUGGGGACGGGUGCAUGGGGAGCAUUGGCGCAUGGGGUUGCGCGCAUGGGGACGGGUGCAUGGGGAGCAUUGGCGCAUGGGGUUGCGCGCAUGGGGACGGGUGCAUGGGGAGCAUUGGCGCAUGGGGUUGCGCGCAUGGGGACGGGUGCAUGGGGAGCAUUGGCGCAUGGGGUUGCGCGCAUGGGGACGGGUGCAUGGGGAGCAUUGGCGCAUGGGGUUGCGCGCAUGGGGACGGGUGCAUGGGGAGCAUUGGCGCAUGGGGUUGCGCGCAUGGGGACGGGUGCAUGGGGAGCAUUGGCGCAUGGGGUUGCGCGCAUGGGGACGGGUGCAUGGGGAGCAUUGGCGCAUGGGGUUGCGCGCAUGGGGACGGGUGCAUGGGGAGCAUUGGCGCAUGGGGUUGCGCGCAUGGGGACGGGUGCAUGGGGAGCAUUGGCGCAUGGGGUUGCGCGCAUGGGGACGGGUGCAUGGGGAGCAUUGGCGCAUGGGGUUGCGCGCAUGGGGACGGGUGCAUGGGGAGCAUUGGCGCAUGGGGUUGCGCGCAUGGGGACGGGUGCAUGGGGAGCAUUGGCGCAUGGGGUUGCGCGCAUGGGGACGGGUGCAUGGGGAGCAUUGGCGCAUGGGGUUGCGCGCAUGGGGACGGGUGCAUGGGGAGCAUUGGCGCAUGGGGUUGCGCGCAUGGGGACGGGUGCAUGGGGAGCAUUGGCGCAUGGGGUUGCGCGCAUGGGGACGGGUGCAUGGGGAGCAUUGGCGCAUGGGGUUGCGCGCAUGGGGACGGGUGCAUGGGGAGCAUUGGCGCAUGGGGUUGCGCGCAUGGGGACGGGUGCAUGGGGAGCAUUGGCGCAUGGGGUUGCGCGCAUGGGGACGGGUGCAUGGGGAGCAUUGGCGCAUGGGGUUGCGCGCAUGGGGACGGGUGCAUGGGGAGCAUUGGCGCAUGGGGUUGCGCGCAUGGGGACGGGUGCAUGGGGAGCAUUGGCGCAUGGGGUUGCGCGCAUGGGGACGGGUGCAUGGGGAGCAUUGGCGCAUGGGGUUGCGCGCAUGGGGACGGGUGCAUGGGGAGCAUUGGCGCAUGGGGUUGCGCGCAUGGGGACGGGUGCAUGGGGAGCAUUGGCGCAUGGGGUUGCGCGCAUGGGGACGGGUGCAUGGGGAGCAUUGGCGCAUGGGGUUGCGCGCAUGGGGACGGGUGCAUGGGGAGCAUUGGCGCAUGGGGUUGCGCGCAUGGGGACGGGUGCAUGGGGAGCAUUGGCGCAUGGGGUUGCGCGCAUGGGGACGGGUGCAUGGGGAGCAUUGGCGCAUGGGGUUGCGCGCAUGGGGACGGGUGCAUGGGGAGCAUUGGCGCAUGGGGUUGCGCGCAUGGGGACGGGUGCAUGGGGAGCAUUGGCGCAUGGGGUUGCGCGCAUGGGGACGGGUGCAUGGGGAGCAUUGGCGCAUGGGGUUGCGCGCAUGGGGACGGGUGCAUGGGGAGCAUUGGCGCAUGGGGUUGCGCGCAUGGGGACGGGUGCAUGGGGAGCAUUGGCGCAUGGGGUUGCGCGCAUGGGGACGGGUGCAUGGGGAGCAUUGGCGCAUGGGGUUGCGCGCAUGGGGACGGGUGCAUGGGGAGCAUUGGCGCAUGGGGUUGCGCGCAUGGGGACGGGUGCAUGGGGAGCAUUGGCGCAUGGGGUUGCGCGCAUGGGGACGGGUGCAUGGGGAGCAUUGGCGCAUGGGGUUGCGCGCAUGGGGACGGGUGCAUGGGGAGCAUUGGCGCAUGGGGUUGCGCGCAUGGGGACGGGUGCAUGGGGAGCAUUGGCGCAUGGGGUUGCGCGCAUGGGGACGGGUGCAUGGGGAGCAUUGGCGCAUGGGGUUGCGCGCAUGGGGACGGGUGCAUGGGGAGGGGUGCAUGGGGAGGGGUGCAUGGGGAGGAGCAUAUGCGCAUGUGGUGGUUCAACUCUCUGGUCGUGGGUGCGGUUGCAGCCCGGCUUGUGCGUGGUGCUGCCUGCCUCCUCCCCCGUUUCCCCAUACCCUCCCCUGCUUCCCCAUACCUUCCCCCGCUUCUCCAUACCCUCCCCUGCUUUCCCAUACCUUCCCAAGCUUCUCCAUGCCCUCCCCCGCUUCCCCGUACCCUCCCCCACUCCCCCUUCCCUCCCCUGCUUUCACUCUUUCCCCUUCCGAAGCUUCGCCUCAGGCCGACCCUUAGCCAACAGCCUCUUUGCCCGCGCCCGAGCCUCCCGUGCAGGCGUGGCAAUCGUCCUAACCGACCCCGAGGCUGUGCUUAUGCCGAGCCUGAGUGUAGCUUUGGAAAAGGCACGGGACGUGCAGGGAGACUGGCUGCUAGUGGCAGGCGCGUGGAGAGUUGAAGCAGGAGGCUCGGCAGGAGGUCCAGGAGCUGGUUCGGUUGAGUGGAGGAGGGUUGGGGCAGGUAGGGCGGCACUGAGGGAAGAGAAUAGUGCAGAAACGGGUGACAGUGAGGAGGAGUAUGCAUGGGUGGUAACCAGUGUAACAGGAGUGACACGUCAGCUGAGCAUGGAUGGGGCUUUAAGUCAUCUCCAGUCGUCCUCCUUGCUCUCUCACCGGCCCUGCUCUCCCCCCAUCCUAUGGGCGUGGAACGUGGGCUGCACCCCUCUCCUCUCUGGCCCCAUGCCCCCAUUCCGCCUGUUGCAGCCCCACACAGAGAGGGGGGAGAGCAGGGGGGAGCGCGAGGGGUCAAGGGGGAAGGAAGGGCACAGAGGGCAAGAGGGCAAGGCCGGUCAUGAGGAGGGGCAGCGAAGAGAAACGGUAGAUUCGAAGGCUGGCUCUCAAGAUUGGGGGAACGAUUCUACACGCCAGGGGUUACCUGGUUACCACACACCUGGCCUUCACCACGGCACACCAUCGUCAGUGCGGGGUGUGUGGCAGCAGUGGGUGCUGCACGAGUGCCUCUCCUCGCCCCUCCGCCUCGUGCUCGAUGCUUCUGCGCUAAAGCCCGUGCUGCUGCUGCCACCCCGGGGGGCUGCUGCUGCUGUGGAGGAGGGGAUGGGCGACUGGGAGGGAGAGGAGGAAGGGGAGGAAAAGGAUGAGGGAGGGCGAGAUUGGAAGGGAGAGGAGGGGGGAGGUGAGGGAGUGGGUGAGGAGGAAGGAGAGGAAGAGCUGAAUGCCUACUUGGCUCUCUCCUACGGAUCCUUUCCCCUCUCACUAUCCUCUGUUCCUCCCGCCAACGGUCACUCCCACAACAAGCACGGUUCCACCAAGGACAGCAGCAGCGCCGCACAGCAGCAACUGCUGCAACAGAGGCAGCAGCAGAGAGUGAGCCGUGGGCCGCGCAUGUCACUUGGAGAUGUGCCGUGGGCCCUUGUCCCUUGUGCCUAUCCUGGCGCUGCUGGGUUCUGCUUCCAGCCACGGGGCAAGCAGCAAUGGCGGAUGGUGCCACCAGAAGGAGGAAGCGGGGAUGAGGAGGGGGGAGGCGGUGAUCGGGGCGAGGGGCAGAGGUGCAUUCGGCGGGUUGAGAGAGAGGAGUUGAAGCAGGCAGCAGCCGCGUGGAGGAGAGAGGGUCUUGGGUUAAGGCGGAGGCGGGAGGCCAAGAGGAAGGAGGUGGAGUUAGGGGUGGAGGUUGAGGAGGAGGAGAGUGGAGGGGGAAGGGGUGAAGAUGAGAGAGGAGGGUCGGUCGGAGGUAGGAACGAGACUAGAGGGGCGGGUGGAGUGGCGGAUGGAGGGACAGGGGUGGGGGGGCUUGCGUUUGAGAGAGUGGAGCAUGAUGAGGUGAUGCUGCGGGUGCUGCGACAGGUGGUGGGGAGGGGGACGCGCAUGAAGAGGGGGGGAAGCAGGGAGAGAGGGAAGGGAAGACGCACGCAAGAGGAUGAAGGAUUGGGCGAAAAGGAGGCUGCAGCAGGAAGGAGAGGCAGCAGCGUGCGGAAGUCUGAAGCAGAAGGAACAAAAGGGACACAAGGGAGAGAAGGGACAGAAGGGACAGGGGGGACAGCAGGGGUCGACGGGGCAGGUGCAGUAGAGGGAGACGAAGCGCGGACGGUGGUGCUGGCGGUGGUGGCGUCAAACUACAGGGAGGUGAUGAUGAGCUGGGUGUGUGGGCUGCGCCGCCUGCACGUGCACAACUACGUUAUAGCCGCCAUGGACAGGGAUACUUACGACUUUGCCCGCGAGCAGGGCCUGCCCGUGUUCCCCCACGCGUACGAUUAUGCCUUCGGCCGCGACGACUGCCACUUCGGCACGGACUGCUUCCUCAAUGUGACUAAAGUGAAGUCUCGGGCAGCCCUCCGCGUGUUACGGGCUGGUUACCAUGUGCUGUUUAACGACGCGGAUAUUUACUGGUUUGCGGACGCGCGGCCGAUAGUGAUGGGGUAUGGGCCGGGGCACAUGGUGGUUCAGAGCGAUAAUCAUAAUGACACGGGCCCGGAUAAUGACUAUCGGCGGCUCAACUCGGGGUUUUAUUUCAUCCGCUCCGAGCCGAGGGCCUUGGCGGCUUUAGAGGCGGUGGUGGCACAUGCAGCAGCAUCCCCCAUAACGGAGCAGCCGAGCUUCUAUGAUGUGCUGUGUGGAGCUUCUUCUGAGUACACCUCUACUUCCCUCUCUGCUUCCCACUCUGCUUCCCACUCUGCUUCCCACCAAGCUUCCCACUCUGCUUCCCACUCUACUUCCCACUCUGCUUCCCUCUCUGCUUCCCACUCUGUUUCCCACUCUGCUUCCCACUCUGCUUCCCACUCUGCUUCCCACUCUGCUUCCCACUCUGCUUCCCACUCUGCUUCCCACUCUGCUUCCCACUCUGCUUCCCACUCUGCUUCCCACUCUGCUUCCCACUCUGCUUCCCUCUCUGCUUCCCACUCUGCUUCCCACUCUGCUUCCCACUCUGCUUCCCUCUCUGCUUCCCACUCUGCUUCCCACUCUGCUUCCCACUCUGCUUCCCACCAAGCUUCCCACUCUGCUUCCCACUCUACUUCCCACUCUGCUUCCCUCUCUGCUUCCCACUCUGUUUCCCACUCUGCUUCCCACUCUGCUUCCCACUCUGCUUCCCACUCUGCUUCCCACUCUGCUUCCGACUCUGCUUCCCACUCUGCUUCCCACUCUGCUUCCCACUCUGCUUCCCACUCUGCUUCCCACUCUGCUUCCUACUCUGCUUCCCACUCUGCUUCCCACUCUGCUUCCCACUCUGCUUCCCUCUCUGCUUCCCACUCUGCUUCCCACUCUGCUUCCCUUUCUGCUUCCCACUCUGCUUCCCACUCUGCUUCCCUUUCUGCUUCCCACUCUGCUUCCCUUUCUGCUUCCCACUCUGCUUCCCUUUCUGCUUCCCACUCUGCUUCCCUUUCUGCUUCCCACUCUGCUUCCCUUUCUGCUUCCCACUCUGCUUCCCACUCUGCUUCCCUUUCUGCUUCCCACUCUGCUUCCCUUUCUGCUUCCCACUCUGCUUCCCUUUCUGCUUCCCACUCUGCUUCCCUUUCUGCUUCCCACUCUGCUUCCCUUUCUGCUUCCCACUCUGCUUCCCUUUCUGCUUCCCACUCUGCUUCCCACUCUGCUUCCCUUUCUGCUUCCCACUCUGCUUCCCUUUCUGCUUCCCACUCUGCUUCCCUUUCUGCUUCCCACUCUGCUUCCCUUUCUGCUUCCCACUCUGCUUCCCUUUCUGCUUCCCACCCUGCUUCCCUUUCUGCUUCCCACUCUGCUUCCCACUCUGCUUCCCUUUCUGCUUCCCACUCUGCUUCCCUUUCUGCUUCCCACUCUGCUUCCCUUUCUGCUUCCCUCUCUGCUUCCCUCUCUGCUUCCCUCCAAGCAAAAUUUACGUCUUUGGGCAAGUCUUGCCUCCAUUCGCCACUGUCGCACAGUCCGUCCAGAAUCAGACCCGACGUCGUCCGAUGCCCCUCACUCAUCACUCCGAAAUCCUCCACAUGCAUGGCUGCCGCGUGUGCUGCUGUGAUUGGCCCGUCCCGUUGCCCAGGUGCGGUGCUACAGGAGCUGCAGAAGGCGUGGAACUUCACAUUCACAGGCUGGUUCCCUGGAGGGGACUGCAGGGGCGCGGCUGGCCUCACGUGUGACCAGGCUGGCAGCGUUACCUCCAUGCAAUUCUUCACGCUCAUGGGGCCGUCCUUCCCCACAGAUAGUGUCACGCGCCUUGGUAGCCUCACGGAGCUGAGCUUCAGCAGCGCCGUCUAUUUUCUGGACAACCCACUCUACAGCAUCACGUGGCUCAAGGCGCUGUCAGUGGAGUGUGUUCCGGGCGGUGUUGCAGAGAGCUUUCCUUCCACCAUUGCCAACCUCGCGCAGCUCACCAGACUGAGAGUGAAGGACUGCGGCAUGGGCACCAAUGGCGGCUUCUCACUGCUCAGCUCACUCACCAGCCUCGUGGAUGUCGAGCUGCCAUCCAACGGCGUCUCGGAUCUAUCGCCCCUUCACGGACUGGACUUCGCCAAACUACAGAAGCUCAAUCUGAGCUCCAACGCACUGCACUCCAACCAACUCCGGGGCCUGAGCAACCUCACCAGCCUCACGUCCCUGGAUAUGUCACACAAUGGGCUCGAGGGCGAUCAGCUGCUGCAAGGGCUAACCCUGCCCAACCUGCACCUUCUGGAUCUCUCUCACAACCAGCUCAGUGGCCCUCUCCCUGAAUCUCUCACGGCCAUGACCUCCCUAGUUACCAUAGACAUGGGCUUCAACAAGCUGCAAGGAACCAUCCCCCCCUCCUUUGGCAGCCUGAACAACCUCUCCACGCUCGCCACCAGCAACACCACUCUCGCGUGCCCUGACCGCUACAGCAGCUGCGGUGUGCCUCAGAAUCCAUCUACUGGCUUCUGCCGCACCUGCGCUGACUUCUGCACCACAUGCGACAAGUCCCAGUUGCCGGCACCGCCUGCAGCCAACCAGGGGAAGGCAGGAGUGUCUGUGGGAGUGAUCGUCGGGGCAGUGGUUGCCGCCUGUGCUGCUGCCCUGGGCCUGGCUUCAAUCCUCUACCACUGCUGCUUCAACAAACGGCAAGAGAAAGCGUUAAUGAGCAGCAAGGCAGCAGCGCAGGCAUGUCAGGAGUAUCCCCUGCAGCAGGUGGUGAGGGCCACCAACGGGUGGAGCGAGGAUAAUCUGCUGGGCAGGGGUGCCUUUGGGGACGUGUAUCGCGCUGUGUCUCCCGCUGAUGGCGCCACCCUGUGGGCUGUGAAGCGCGCCAAGCUUAUUACUAACGACUUUGACACUGAGGUAUGCCAAAUGGCCUCGAAGCACCACCCCAACCUGGUGCGACUGCUGGGAUUCGCCAUAGGCAUCACGGACAAGACCCGGGUGGAGCAGGUCCUCAUCUACGAGCUCAUGCCCAACGGGGACCUCUCGCACUGGAUGGGCAAAGAUACCCCCACGCCGCUGACCUUCCAGCAGCGCGUGGACAUCAUGAUAGGGGCUGCGCGGGGGUUCGAGUACCUGCACAGCUUUGGCAUCGUGCAUCGUGACAUCAAACCCGCCAACAUAUUGCUUGAUGGAAACAUGCAGGCUAAGAUUUCAGACUUUGGGCUGGUGAGGAAGGGAGAGGGCACGGGACUGCAGAGCACACGAGUGGUGGGAACACCAGGCUAUGUGGAUCCCGCUUAUGUCGCUUCCAAUAAGGCCACCACUGCCGCAGAUGUGUACAGCUUUGGCGUGGUGAUGCUGGAGCUAAUGACAGGGCGGGCAGCUGUGCAGGAGUCGCUAGCCCCGGGCGCUGACGAGGAGGCCCACUGCCCCGUGACCAUCGUAUCCUGGGUGGAGCAGCAGCUCCAACAUUCAGCCAACAGGCUAGCACCAGGCCUCCAGGACCCACGCAUGGAAGCACGGGACGACCUAUUAUUGGUCGUGGUGCGGCUGGCGCUGCGGUGUACUGCCAGGCGCACUGCCGCCCGGCCGGACAUGGGCACAAUCGCAGCAGAGCUGGGUGCGGUGAUGGUGGAGCUGGGGGGAUCCAGGAGGAACGCUGCAGCGGAGGAGGUGGAUAGGCAGAUGCAGGAGUUUAAACCCAUGAGAAGCAUGGAAGAGGAGUUUUCUCGGAUAGAAGCCCGGUUCCAAGGUAGUCAAAGUGACUCGUACGCUCGCUUAGACCUGGUUUGA
Messenger RNA from Closterium sp. Naga37s-1, 26913 nucleotides. NCBI's taxonomy places the organism in Eukaryota, Viridiplantae, Streptophyta, Zygnematophyceae, Desmidiales, Closteriaceae. The record is from the annotation of a GenBank genome assembly.